Molecule: messenger RNA, 24251 nt
Organism: Coregonus sp. 'balchen'
Lineage: Eukaryota; Metazoa; Chordata; Actinopteri; Salmoniformes; Salmonidae
Source: the annotation of a GenBank genome assembly
GCUGAGAAUUCAGCCCUGGCCCUUGCGAAUGAGAGCCAGAGAGAGGCCUAUGAAAGGUGUCUGGAUGAGGUGAGUUUUCAUAUAGAGCUACAGUAUACAUUCAGAGAAGGUCAUCCUGACACUGUAUUCUGUCUGUCACUGUACCCACUACAUAAGGUGUCUCAGCUUUUAUACCCUGCAAUGAUUACUGUCCACUCUUAAGACUCUAAAAUCAGUCUCAAUUUGUGACCACAGACUGUAGCAAAGAUGUAACUUUUUAUUAUAUUUAAUUCAGGUUGCCAACCACGUGGUACAGGCACUUCUGAGUCAAAAGGUAAGACAUCAAGACAAAUCAAUGAUGUUCAGACUCAACAGUCUAACAAGUUAAGGAGCAGUUCUUUACACAAGGUGUGUGUGUGUGUGUGUGUGUGUGUGUGUGUGUGUGUGUGUGUGUGUGUGGUGUGUGGGUGUGUGUGUGUGUGUGUGUCAUUGAGAAGUUUUUUUUAUUUGUGUUUUGUCCUAGGACCUGCGGGAGGAGUGUAUUAAGUUGAAGAUGCGUGUGUUUGACCUGGAGAGACAGAACAGAACCCUGACUGAGCUCUUUGCCCAGAAACUACACCCCCAGGAUAGCCCUCUGAAACAGGUACAGAACGUGUGUGUGUGACAUUUAUUUUCUCAGCAGUAAGUUGGAAAUCAUGCAUAAAUUAACAAGUUGCUUUUCAUUUUAUUUUCAGUAGUUUUUUUGCAAAACUAGAUUGAAUGUGACAGGAGAAAGCACUUGAUAAAGAUGAGAAUUAGUCAUGAGUACUGACAGACAGUUGUUGAAUGUGUGACCAAAGAAGGGAUUUAAGUCUAUCCGUUGGCUCUCAGAACUGUGUGUGUGUGUGUGUGUGUGUGUGUGUGUGUGUGUGUGUGUGUGUGUGUGUGUGUGUGCUCGUACGCGGUGCAUACAGAUGUACUAUCUUAAUUUGACCUGUUUCUUAGAGCAGGAAAAUUAUCCUGUAGCAACAGGAAAUUUCGAUUAUAAUUAAUGGACAUUUUUGUAUGAGUUGAUACAUUUUUUGUUAGGUAAAAUCAAGUGUAACAUUUUGGUGGAAAUUACAGUGCCUUUAGAAAUUAUUCAUACCCCUUGACUUAUUCCACAUUUUGUUGUUACAGCCUGAAUUCAAAAUGGGUUAAAUAUUAUUAUUUUACCCAUCUACACACAAUACCCCAUAAUGACAAAGUGAAAACAUGUUUUUAGAAAUGUUUGCUAAUUUAUUGAAAGUGAAAUACAGAAAUAUCUAAUUUACAUAAGUGGCUGUUGAUCAUUGCCAGACAGCCAUUUUCAAGUCUUGCCAUAGAUAUCCAAGCCGAUUUAAGUCAAAACUGUAACUAGGUCACUCAGGAACAUUCAAUGUCAUCUUGUUAAGUAACUCCAGUGUUUAUUUGGCCUUGUGUUUUAGGUUAUUGUCCUGCUGAAAGGUUCAUUUUUCUCCCAGUGUCUAUGGAAAGCAGAAUGAACCAGGUUUUCCUCUAGGAUUUUGCCUGUGCUUAGCUCUAUUACGUUUCUUUUAUCCUAAAAAAACUCCCUUGCCGUUGACAAGCAUAACCAAAAUGUGAUGCGGCCACCACAAUGCUUGAAAAUGUGAUGAGUUGUGUUGGAUUUGCAGCAAACAUGACGCUUUGUAUUCAGGACAUAAAGUUCAUUUCUUUGCCACAUUCUUUGCAGUUGUACUUUAGUGCCUUAUUGCAAACAGGAUGCAUGUUUUUGGAAUAUUUGUAUUCUGUACAGGCUUCCUUCUUUUCACUCUGCCAUUUAGGUUAGUAUUGUGUAGUAACUACAAUUUUGUUGAACCAUCCUCAGUUUUCUCCUAUCACAGCCAUUAAACCAUUGGCUUCAUGGUGAAAUCCCUGAGCGUUUUUUUUCCCUCUCCAGCAACUGAGUUAGGAAGGAUGCCUGUAUCUUUGUAGUGACUGGGUGUAUUGAUACACCAUCCCAAAGUGUACUUAAUAACUUCACCAUACUCAAAGGGAUAUUCAAUGUCUGCUUCCUUUUCUUUUUUUUUUACCCAUCUACCAAUAGGUGCCCUUCUUUGCGAGGCAUUGGAAAACCUCCCUGGUCUUUGUGGUUGAAUCUUUGUUUGAAAUGCACUGCUCGAAUGAGGGACCUUACAGAUAAAUGUAUGAGGUAGUCAUUCAAAAAUCAUGUUAAACACUAUUAUUGCACACAGAGUGAGUCCUUGCAACUUUAUUAUGCAACUUGUUAAUAAAGCAGAUAUUUACUCCUGAACCUAUUUAGGCUUGCCAUAACAAAGGGGUUGAAUACUUAUUGACGUCAGACAUUUCAGCUUUUCAUUUUUAAUGAACUUGUAAACAUUUCUAAAAACAUAAUUCCACUUUGACAUUAUGAGGUAUUGUGUGUAGGCCAGUGACACAACAUCUCAAUUUAAUCCAUUUUAAAUGUAACACAACAAAAUGUGGAAAAGGUCAAGGGGGUAAAUACUUUCUGAAGGCACUGUAAAAGCCUUUUUAAACCUUGAAUACACUACAAGUUUGUACACUGCUCAAAAGAAUUAAGGGAACACUUAAACAACACAAUGUAACUCCAAGUCAAUCACACUUCUGUGAAAUCAAACUGUCCACUUAGGAAGCAACACUGAUUGACAAUACAUUUCACAUGCUGUUGUGCAAAUGGAAUAGACAACAGGUGGAAAUUAUAGGCAAUUAGCAAGACACCCCCAAUAAAGAAGUGGUUUUGCAGGUGGUGACCACAGACCACUUCUCAGUUCCUAUGCUUCCUGGCUGAUGUUUUGGUCACUUUUGAAUGCUGCCGGUGCUUUCACUCUAGUGGUAGCAUGAGACGGAGUCUACAACCCACACAAGUGGCUCAGGUAGUGCAGCUCAUCCAGGAUGGCACAUCAAUGCGAGCUGUGGCAAGAAGGUUUGCUGUGUCUGUCAGCGUAGUGUCCAGAGCAUGGAGGCGCUACCAGGAGACAGGCCAGUACAUCCGGAGAUGUGGAGGAGGCCGUAGGAGGGCAAUAACCCAGCAGCAGGACUGCUACCUCCGCCUUUGUGCAAGGAGGAGCAGGAGGAGCACUGCCAGAGCCCUGCAAAAUGACCUCCAGCAGGCCACAAAUGUGCAUGUGUCUGCUCAAACGGUCAGAAACAGACUCCAUGAGGGUGAUAUGAGGGCUCGACAUCCACAGGUGGGGGUUGUGCUUACAGCCCAACACCGUGCAGCCCAACACCAAGAUUGGCAAAUUCGCCACUGGCGCCCUGUGCUCUUCACAGAUGAAAGCAGGUUCACACUGAGCACAUGUGACAGACGUGACAGAGUCUGGAGACGCCGUGGAGAACGUUCUGCUGCCUGCAACAUCCUCCAGCAUGACCGGUUUGGCGGUGGGUCAGUCAUGGUGUGGGGUGGCAUUUAUUUGGGGGGCCGCACAACCCUCCAUGUGCUCGCCAGAGGUAGCCUGACUGCCAUUAGGUACCGAGAUGAGAUCCUCAGACCCCUUGUGAGACCAUAUGCUGUUGCGGUUGGCCCUGUAUUCUUCCUAAUGCAAGACAAUGCUAGACCUCAUGUGGCUGGAGUGUGUCAGCAGUUCCUGCAAGAGGAAGGCAUUGAUGCUAUGGACUGGCCCGCCCGUUCCCCAGACCUGAAUCCAAUUGAGCACAUCUGGGACAUCAUGUCUCGCUCCAUCCACCAACGCCACGUUGCACCACAGACUGUCCAGGAGUUGGCGGAUGCUUUAGUCCAGGUCUGGGAGGAGAUCCCUCAGGAGACCAUCCGCCACCUCAUCAGGAGCAUGCCCAGGCGUUGUAGGGAGGUCAUACAGGCACGUGGAGGCCACACACACUACUGAGCCUCAUUUUGACUUGUUUUAAGGACAUUACAUCAAAGUUGGAUCAGCCUGUAGUGUGGUUUUCCACUUUAAUUUUGAGGGUGACUCCAAAUCCAGACCUCCAUGGGUUGAUAAAUUUGAUUUCCAUUGAUCAUUUUUGUGUGAUUUUGUUGUCAGCACAUUCAACUAUGUAAAGAAAAAAGUAUUUAAUAAGAUUAUUUCAUUCAUUCAGAUCUAGGAUGUGUUAUUUUAGUGUUCCCUUUAUUUUUUUGAGCAGUGUAUUUCAAGUGUGCAGGAAAAUUCUCAGAGUGAUCAAAUUAAGAUCGUACAUCUGUAUCUAAACCACUGCCUUGCUUGUCUCCUGUUCAUUAUGAUUAUAUCGUUAUGACUAUAUUGCUGUUUUAGAACACUAUCAAAGUUUUAUAUAAAAGAGAAUAUGGUCCUAUGUGUCAUGCUGUUUCAAGCUUCCUGCCAUCCAGGACCUCUAUACCAGGCGGUGUCAGAGGAAGGCCCUCAAAAUUGUCAAAGACUCCAGCCACCCUAGUCAUAGACUGUUCUCCCUGCUACCGCACGGCAAGCGGUACCGGAGUGCCAAGUCUAGGUCCAAAAGACUUCUCAAUAGCUUUUACCCCCAAGCCAUAAGACUCCUGAACAGCUAAUCAUGGCUACCCGGAAUAUUUGCACUGCCCCCCCACCCCAUCCUUUUUACGCUGCUGCUACUCUGUUAAUUAUUUAUGCAUAGUCACUUUAACUCUACCCACAUGUACAUAUUACUUCAAUUAUCUCAACUAGCCGGUGCCCCCGCACAUUGACUCUGCACCGGUACCCCCCUGUAUAUAUAGCCUCCCUACUGUUAUUUUAUUUUACUUCUGCUCUUUUUUUCUCAACACUUUUUUUGUUGUUGUUUUAUUUUUACUUUUUUUGUUAAAAUAAAUGCACUGUUGGUUAAGGGCUGUAAGUAAGCAUUUCACUGUAAUGUCUGCACCUGUUGUAUUCGGCGCAUGUGACCAAUAACAUUUGAUUUGAUUUGAUUUGAUAAUAAGCACAGUGUUUCUGAUUUUAAUCAUUUGAGAGGGAGAUGAGAAGUUCUCCCUCAUCUCAUCUCUGUUGUUGCUUAGGUGACUGUUGUCAUGGUGAAAUGUGGAACGGUUACUUCUAGUGAAGUGUAGCUAGUGAUGUAUUAUGCAUUGAUAUGAGGUCCGAUAGAUGUUUAGAUAUCCCAAUGAGGGCUGAUGUCUUGCUUUUCUUUUGGAUGUAUUUUAUCCCAACUGAUAUCUAACAUCAAUUGUAACAUGGACUGUAGCUUGGAGCCCAAAAGCUCUUUGGAGCUCUUACUCUAUCCAUUUUGGCCUUGUUGAAAGAAACUAAGGACAAAAGCGCUGUUGUGAUAGUAUAGUUUUAGAAUCCCCUGCUGAGGUGGUUAUACAGCAACUAUCAAGUUUCUGAGAAUUUGGCCUCAAAAGAACAGAGGCAGAGAUUGUCUUUGAUAAAGAUGUUCAGUGACCUUGGUCAUAUUUUUCAUUUCUUUGAAGUGUGUGACACAGGGCACCUCUUUCUCCACUUGUCUCCCUCCCUCUCUCUUUCUUCAGCUCUGUUUAUUAACACCAACUCCUUCGCUCUCUCCUUCUUAUCAACUCUAUUAGUAUUCCAACCGCUCCACGGUAGCGAGGGGAUAGGAGAGAGAAGCAAUCUGCUGCAGAAAUCUCAAGUAUUUAAUCUAAACAAAUGUGCCCUGUUAUUGCCAGGAGAGCAAAAUGGCACAUUCUAUUACUGUAAAUGAAAAUUUCAACUGUCCCCAACUCCCCCCAAAUCUAACCCCUUCUCCCUCCCUCCCUCUCUUCUCCCCCACGCCUACUUUUUUCUGUAUUCUUCAGUCGUUCUCUUUGCGUCUCUUACCUGUGAGCAAAAAAAAAACAUAUUUCCUCGCAUACGGAGUGAGUGCCUCUUCCCCCGCUGUUGCCUUUCUUUGUGAUGAAUAUAAUAAUCAUAAGGAAAACUGAUGCCAUCUCACUGCCGAAGCAAUUUAAUUAUUCAGGGCUGAGAUAGGAAUGAAAAGAGGCUGGCCCGCUCCAGUAAUGUCAUUUUUAUCUGUGUAUUAGGAGGCAGGUUAAAGGAAAUCAGGAGAGGGUGCAGAGAAUGACAAUAGUCAAUAUGGUGCCCUUACUGUCAUUACUCUUUCUCUGUUCUCUCCCGUUCCAGUUGCAGUUGGUGUCUGUCCCGGAGGACAGCACAGAGCCCCUGACCAUGGACAGUGACAAGCUGCUGGUGUCCCAGAGACAAGGGGAACUCAAGGUGAGCAGCUGACCACACACAAACCCCGACCCCUGACUAAAACUUCACUUUGACCAUAGAAUUACGAACACAUAUACUGAACAAAAAUAUAAACGUAACAUGCAACAAUUUCAACGAUUUUACUGAGUUACAGUUCAUAUAAGGAAAUCAGUAAAUUGAAAUAAAUUAAUUAGCCCCUAAUCAUCAAUGGAUUUCACAUGACUGCACAGGGGUGCAGCCAUGGGUGGCCCUGGGAGGGCAUAGGCCCUCCCCCACUUGGGAAUAUGUUUUUCCCCACAAAAGGGCUUUAUUACAGACAGAAAUACUCUGCAGUUUCAUCAGCUGUCCGGGUGGCUGGUCUCAGACGAUCCCGUAGGUGAAGAAGCUGGAUUUGGAGGUCCUGGGCUGGCAUGGUUAUACGUGGUCUGCAGUUGUGAGGCCAGUUGGAUGCACUGCACAAAUUCUGCACAAUUCUCUAAAACGAUGUUGGAGACUGCAUAUGGUAUAGAAAUGAACAUUCAAUUAUCUCGCAACAGUUCUGGUGUACAUUCCUGCAGUCAGCAUGCCAAUUGCACGCUCCGUCAACUUGAGACAUCUGUAGCAUUGUGUUGUGUGACAAAACUGCACAUUUUAGAGUGGCUUUUAUUGUCCCCAGCAUAAGGUGCACCUGUGUAAUGAUCAUGUGGUUUAAUCAGCUUCUUCAUAUGUCACACCUGUCAGAUGGAUGGAUUAUUUUGGCAAAGGAGAAAUGCUUACUAACAGGGAUGUAAGCAAAUUUGUGCCAAAAAUUUGAGAAAAAUAAGCUUUUCGUGUGUAUGGAAAAUUUCUGCGAACUUUUAUUUCAGGUGAAAGCUAUGAUCGCUUAUUGAUGUCACUUGUUAAAUCCACUUCAAUCAGUGUAGAUGAAGGGGAGGAGACAGGUUCAAAAAUAUUUUUAAGCCUUGAGACAAUUGAGACAUGGAUUGUGUAUGUGUGCCAUUCAUAGGGCGAAUGGGCAAGACAAAAUAUUUAAGUGCCUUUGAACGGGGUAUGGUAGUUGGUGCCAGGCGCACCGGUUUGUGUCAAGAACUGCAACGCAGCUGGGUUUUUCACGCUCAACAGUUUCUUGUGUGUAUCAAAAAUGGUCCACCACCCAAAGUACAUCCAGCCAACUUGAUACAACUGUGGGAUGCAUUGGAGUCAACAUGUGCUAGCAUCCCUGUGGAACGCUUUCAACACCUUGUAGAGUCCAUGCCCCGACUAAUUGAGGCUGUUGUGAGGGCAAAGGGGGGUGUCAGCCCUCUGUACCACCCUUAAUCAGCUCAGCAAACUCAUAUUUUGUUUACCUCUGCUUCACCAGCAUUGGACACCUUCUGUUAGUAAUCACAAUGUUUAUUUUCAUACUCAUACACUACAUGACCAAAGGUAUGUGGGUUUGAUUCCCAUGGGGGGCCAGUAUAAUUAUUAUUAUUUUUUAAUAAAAAAUAUACAAAAAUUGUAUGCACUCGCUCUGGAUAAGAGCGUCUGCUAAAUGACAUAAAUGUAAAUGUAUGUGGACACCUGCUCAUCGAACAUCUCAUUCCAAAAUCAUGGGCAUUAAUAUGGAGUUGGUCCCUCCUUUGCUGCUAUAACAGCCUCCACUCUUCUGGGAAGGCUUUCCACUAGAUGUUGGAACAUUGCUGCGGGGACUUGCUUCCAUUCAGCCACAAGAGCAUUAGUGAGGUCGGGCAUUAAUGUUGGGCGAUUAGGCCUGGCUCGCAGUCGGCGUUCCAAUUCAUCCCAAAGGUGUUCGAUGGGGUUGAGGUCAGGGCUCUGUGCAGGCCAGUCAAGUUCUUUCACACCGAUCUCGACAAACCAUUUCUGUAUGGACCUCACUUUGUGCAUGGGGGCAUUGUUAUGCUGAAAUAGGAAAGGGCCUUCCCCAAACUGUUGUCACAAAGUUGUAAGCACAGAAUCAUCUAGAAUGUCAUUGUAUGCUGUAGCGUUAACAUUUCCCUUCACUGGAACUAAGGGGCUUAGCCCGAACCAUGAAAAACAGCCCCAGGCCAUUAUUCCUCCUCCACCAAACUUUACAGUUGGCACUAUGCAUUCAGGUAGGUAGCGUUCUCCUGGCUUCCGCCAAACCCAAAUUCGUCCGUCGGACUGCCAGAUGGUGAAGCGUGAUUAAUCACUCCAGAGAAUGACAGUUGCCUAGCGACAGGCGGUGGACCUGAUGAUCAGCGAUGCAGAACGAAUGGAAUUGAUUGUUUUUCUUCACCUUGUUGUUUUGUUUACCUGUUCCAGAGUCCAAUGGCAGCGAGCUUUACAUCACAGCUGACGGUUGGCAUUGCACAUGGUGAUCUUAGGCCAUGGAAACCCUUUUCAUGAAGCUUCCAACGAACAGUUCCUGUGCUGAUGUUGCUUCCAGUGGCAGUUUGGAACUCGGUAGUGAGUGUUGCAACCGAGGACAGACUAUUUUUACGCACUUGAGCACUCGGCGGUCCCGCUCUGUGAGCUUGUGUGGCCUACCACUUCGCGGCUGAGCCAUUGUUGCUCCUAGACGUUUCCACUUCACAAUAACAGCACUUACAGUUGACGGGGGCAGCUCUAGCAGGGCAGAAAUUUGACGAACUGACUUGUUGGAAAGGUGCCAUCAUAUGACGGUGCCAUGUUGAAAGUCACUGAACUCCUCAGUAAGGCCAUUCUACUGCCAAUGUAUGUCUAUGGAGAUUGCAUGGCUGUGUGUUCGAUUUUUAUACACCUGUCAGCAACGGUUGUGGCGGAAAUAGCCAAAUCCACUAAUUUGAUGUGUUCCAAGGAUUUAUUAUGUUCCAAGGAGGUCCCCCAGUGAACCAAGUCCAUUCGCAUUCCCAGGAUUAAUUCAACCACAAAUUAAUAUAAUUUAAAGGGGAUUGGCUUGCUCAAUGUUCUAGCGCCACCACAACAUUUUCUGCUGUGAAAGUUCCUCCUGUUUUGCCCCCACUCACCGAAGUACCCCCAACGGCGCUCACCGAGCACCUCUGUAAUGUUCUCUCUUAAAAUAGGCCGGUGUUAUUGCUGCCCCCAGGAGCAGCACUAGACUCCUGCUGACAAAUGACUGAGAAACAAGUGGAAGAAAGGAACAAGAGAGACCCCUCAUUUCAACCCUGAGGGCAACUGAUUGGUUUCUUGUUAUCAGGCAGGGAGAGAGGUGUCAAAUUGAAUAUAGAUUUUUGUUUCCCUCUGAACAAACACUCGCCCUAUGCAUUCCUCUCUGUCUUUCUCUCCCUCCAUCUCCUCUCCUCCGUAAUUCUUUGAGGUUGAGGCUUUAUUUCGUUCAGAUCUCCUUGGGCAAUGGUUUCUGUCUGGCCCCAAGUUUCAAAGCAACCCAGCCAUCAUCCCAUAGUCUCCACAUUGCAUUUAGUAUACCCUCCAUAUAGCCCUGGGAUUUUAAACAAAAAUAUAGUGGGAUGGAGGUUUUGGGUAAAUGCGGCACCCCUUAAGAGAGCCCAUUAACCCAUCACACACAUUGAUGGAGUCCACUGUUGAAAGGCUACUUUACAACAUAAAGCCUCUCUCAUGGAUGCUGAGGUGGCAACUCAAUAUUAGGAAGGUGUUCCUAAUGUUUGGUAUAAUCAGUGUAUAUCAAACAUAGGGAUGCAAAAUUCUGGCAACUUAGGAAGCAGAACUGUAUGGGAUUCAGUCAGUCAAUACAUUUCUCUACUCAAAAUUCCAGGAACUUUCAAUAAAUUCCCUGGUUCUACAGAAAUCCUGGUUGGAUGAUUCCCGGAAUCAGGAGGGAAUAAGCAGGAAAUGCGGAAUCCUGUUUAUCCCCUCCUGACUCCGUGAAGCCUCCAACCGGGAUUUAGGGAAAACCAGGGAAUUUAUUGAAAGUUCCUGGAAUUUUGCAACCCUACUCAAACACAGGAAAAUCAUGUUUUUGACUGCACUGGGCCUUUAAUGAACCAUGAGUAGAGAAAUGUAUUGACUGAAUCCCGUUCAGUUCACCAUACCCACAUCCUCAGCUAAGCUCUGCACCACUCCCAGCUCCCCUGAUCCAAGUGCAGCAUCCGUCCAGAUUGUAUAUAUACAUGCUGCAUAUAUAUGGGUUUAUCCGAGCUCCCAGGUGUAGACUGAGAAUUUAUUAGGUGGACGUAAAUCAUUGCAUCAGAAUAGGCACUUUGCAGCGUUGGCAGAGGGGUUUUCAAAGUCACCUCAUUCGACUGGAUUUGUCAAAUUUACACGCAAUAGCUCUUUGGGUUCACUUGGGAGAGAUGGAGGGAGAUUGAAAAGGGGUAAACAAUGCACAGUGUAUGCUGAGGUAAUCAAGUGGGCCCUCACCUAUAGAAACUAGGCCUGUUGCUUGGAUUCAUCAAAUUGACGUGCCAUGGCUUUGGGGAAUGCCAGUGGAGUAGUAUUGGAAAUAAUGACAGGGGAAGAGAAUGAAUGGUCUGUGUAAGCUAAACAAGUGGCUCUGUCCCACCCCCCUCUGUCUUCAUUUGAUAAUCACAGAGGUCCCCACUGGCGGUGACUAUUUUAGUUAACAGAUUGGCUCCUCUCCAAGAAGAGGGGAUGAGGAGGAGGAGGGUGGAGGAGUAGUUUUCUCACUGAUUACAGAAUGAAUUGCUUCUUUAAUUAAAGAUAACGACUGCUUCCUAUGGUUGGCCGGACAUGUGUAACCAAAGUGGCUUCAGUUGCCUCUCCACUCUUCUCUCCUUCGUUCAUUUAUUCCUCCCCCUGUAAGGACUGGGGUGCUCAGCAUUCUCAGGAUGUCCUCUUUUGCUGUGACGGUCAUUGGGGACUUGGGCAGUUAGUUCAAUGCAGUACAUUCACUUGAAACAUGAGUUGCAGGCCCACUCAAAAAGUCCUGAAGUAUCCAAGCAAGUUUUGUUCUAAUCAGGGUAAAAAGGAACCUCCACAAUCGAUUGUCAACAUGAAAUCAAUACAUAUGACUCCUGGUGCGCUGUGCACGCAAUGUGUUAGAUGUUGGAGGCAGCAUGAAUUUUCUUUUGAUUUUAGCCAUACUGUACUUAACUUGAAGUGUUGUUUUUAGUUUGUAUUGUUUGAUGAAGAUGUAGUAGAGUUACAAACUGAUGUCCUUGUUUAUGCAGAGCAAUGGGGACCACACACAGAACGGAACAGCCGGCUCAGCCCCGGCCCCUGCCACCUCCAUAGAGGCCCUGUCUCCAUUCUUUAAAAAGAAAGCACACAUCCUGGAAGUAUUGCGCAAGCUGGAGGAGUCAGACCCCCUCAAGUUCCACCCCUCCUCCUGCCUGUCCCCACACCACGACCUGGGUCAGGCGCUGGUCUCCAUGGAGAGAGACCAGAUGUCCCUGAUGUCCUCUGUGGGGUUACCCUCUUCUCAGUGCCUGGUAGCACAUCCCUCGUCACGCUGCCGCCACUCCAGCUCAGACUCAGACAUCCAUGAUUACACCAACGGAGAAGGGGCUCUCCAGGAGGACCAUGCCCUGCACAGACAGCACCAGCAGAGGGGCUGCCAGUCCUGCCAAAUGCUCUCCCAGAAGAGUAGCCUGGACAGCCUGCUGAAGUGUGCCCAGGGCCACGGCGCCACACACCCGGGCAGAGUGGAGAGCCUCAACGGGCAGGCCUGGGCAGAGGACCAGGGGGCGUCGGCACAGAGCACAGGCCUUCCCCAGGCAGCAGCUCUCCCCCACCUCCUCUCUGCUGACAGCACAAGCCAGUGCUACAUGAACAAAACAGCAGUAGACUCUCUAGAGCAGCCUCCAGAACUUCUGGUUUCUUCUGAUCCAAUCUCCUCGCUAAUCCAAGCCAACCUCAACGGGAUGCUAGGGAAGGAGACCAGGAACUUUCAAAGACACAAAGACAGGCAUCCGUUUGGCAAACCGCCACCUCUGUCUCGGGUCGAGGUGCAACCCUCUCACAGUGAGGAUGUGAAGCACAUAAAGGCUGUCAUUGCAACAUCGCUGACCCAAAACGGGGACAGUCCGGAGGAGUGCUGCUACGUGGAAGAAGAGGCCGUAUCAGUGGUGCACAAUGUGAACAACAGCCUACACACCUCUACCUCACACACAGACCCUGUUGCCAUGGAGACGGAUCCAGGGUAUCACGAGGAGCAGGAAGUGAGCGAGCAGGUCUGCAACGGGCUCUACUUCUCCUCCAAUGAGACGUCUGUCUGCAAGAAGGUGGCGGUGGAGUUGUACUCUCCAGCCCCGGUUCCCGAGAGGACCAGCUCAGCUCAGGCCCUGCCUCCCUCUGGGAAGAGCAAGCUUGCACUCAGCCCCACCUUUUCCUCAGGCCUGGGUGAAGUCAAGCCCUCCCCCAUUUCCUCCCCGGCACGGCUGCUCAAGUUCCUGAAGAUCCCGACGGGGAUCAACCAGGCACAACCAGGCAACCCCCUCCGUCUAAGUCCCCAGCUCACCCGCAGCUCCAAGAUCCCCUGCAGGAACAACAACUAUGAGGUGUACCACUCGCCUGUAAUGACACGCAAAGCCACCACCACAGAGAGGGAGAAGCAGCUGUCCUCAUCCUCCUCCAAAACAGACCCCUACCCUGCCACGCACUCUGCCCCCACCUCGCCACCCAAGCCAGAGGACAGCGCGGGCCCCCCUCCCACAGUCAAGGAGAAAGCUUUCAGCAGCCACUUUGCGCCCAAACCCAGCCGCAGUACAAAGGCAGCCCCCUCCUCCUCCUCUUCUCACGCACAAAGGGGCUCUCAGAAGGUGGCCCACUAUGAGAAUGUCUGCCCGUCAGAUGGGACGCCCCAGUACCUCCCUUACACCCAACCUGAGGGGCCUGUAGAGAAUCAGCAGCAGGAGGAGGAGAACCUCCUCAGCCACCCAUCUUCACAGCACCCUGACUCGUCCCCAGAACCAGAUGACCAGGACACUGACCAGGACACUGAACAGGACACUGACCAGGACACUGACUCAGAAAGCCCCGUCUGGCACAAGCCCGACCAACACUUCAGCCUACCCUCCUCGUCCUCCGCCACCGCUAGUAAAGCACACAGUAGUCGCCCCAGCUACUCCAGCAUGAGGGACAGGCACCAGGAGCACCGUGCAGCUCUGGAGCCCAGUCAGACGAUCUGUGAGCCAACCCAGUCUGCAGCCAGGCGAGGUGACCCGUCGCCUGGGUCUUCCACCCCCAAGAGGCUGGUGCAGGGAAAAUCCCAGAGUGAGUCCAGUCACCACCCAUUCAAAGAGCGCCUGGCUGCUCUGGGGAAACUGAAGAGCACAGAUAACCUGCCAGUAGGCGCACAGUCCGUGGACAAGAAGGAUGCACAAAGUAACGUGGGUAAACCCCCCACCAACAAUAUUGAGAAAACCAAGACUCCUGAAAGGGAAGGCGAGAGAACUGGGACAGAGCAGCACAAACAUCAGAAAUACACAGAUUCCCUGGAAGGGAAGCCCUACCCCAAAACCAGCCUCGGCAGUCACCCCAGGGUGCCAGGUCCAAUACAUGAAUCAGGCGCCAAAUCAUCAGCUACCCCAUCAUCCAUACCAAAGGUAGAGCAGGAGACAUCAUUCUCUCCCCGGAUAUAUGUAGCGAAAGCAGAGGGUCCAAAGAUCAAGAUGGGCACAUCAUCCUCCAACACAGAGACCCCUCCAGUGGUGCGGAGCUACGGGAAGUGCCCCAUCACCCAGAGCCACCACAGUAAAACUGCCCCUAGCCCCCAAAACAGCCCCGCUAAAGUCCCCUCAAAGUCCCCUUCAAAGGUCGGCCAGGCUUCCUCUUACCCCCGAGGGGUCAAGCCUGCUCACGAGGACCGCGCCCUGGCUCAGAGACACCCGCCCAGGCCGGAGGACAAAAGUAAGCUCCUGGCCAGCAAGAAGAAGAACUUUGUCCAUGCAGAGAGCUUCCCACCUCCUCCUCCUCUGCCACCGCGGUCGUCUACUGAAGCCAUCGUGAAAGACGACAAGAAGCAGUACUCAACCGGCCCACCCGUACCCCAGUCGGCCAUCGAGCAGAAAGUAAUGCGUGGCAUCGAGGAGAACAUGCUUAAGCUGCAGGAGCAGGACCGGGGCCAGGCAGUUGAGCCCAAGCAGAAGGCCUCCAACGGCAUCGCCAGCUGGUUCGGCCUGAGGAAGAGCAAGCUCCCCGCCCUCAGCCGUAAACCAGAAGUGUCCAAGCUCAAGAACAACAUGUCGUCCUCUCCUUCGUCGUCCUCUGGCGGAGGGGCUAAGGACACUAAGUCAGGUGGGCCCCGGAAGGUGGUGGAGAGCCUGAACAUCUCCAAGCUGAUGGAGAAGGCAGAGGACCUGCGGAAGGCAUUGGAGGAGGAGCGGGCUUAUGUGAACGGGGUCGAGAUGGACCGCUCCGGCAGGGGACACUCCUGUGAGGUGGUGAUGGACCAGGCCCAGGGCCAACUGUCACUCAUGUACAGAGGAGUGACCGCAGACAACUUCAUGCAGCAGCUCCUCAACAGGUAAGAAUGAUAUGUAAUCUUAGAUUAUGUUCCUAAGAAUUAAUUAAAUACAUCAGAACUCUGGCACAAAUAUAUAAUACUGCAGCCAUGAGUGUACUGAAUGAUGAUUACAAGAUACUGUGGGGGAAAAAAGUAUUUAGUCAGCCACCAAUUGUGCAAGUUCUCCCACUUAAAAAGAUGAGAGAGGCCUGUAAAUUUCAUCAUAGGUACACGUCAACUAUGACAGACAAAAUGAGAAGCAAAAAAAUCCAGAAAAACACAUUGUAGGAUUUGUAAUGAAUUUAUUUGCAAAUUAUGGUGGAAAAUAAGUAUUUCGCAAUACUUUGUUAUAUACCCUUUGUUGGCAAUGACACAGGUCAAACGUUUUCUGUAAGUCUUCACAAGCUUCACACUGUUGCUGGUAUUUUGGCCCAUUCCUCCAUGCAGAUCUCCUCUAGAGCAGUGAUGUUUUGGGGCUGUCGCUGGGCAACACAGACUUUCAACUCCCUCCAAAGAUUUUCUAUGGGGUUGAGAUCUGGAGACUGGCUAGGUCACUCCAGGACCUUGAAAUGCUUCUUACGAAGCCACUCCUUCGUUGCCCGGGCGGUGUGUUUGGGAUCAUUGUCAUGCUGAAAGACCCAGCCACGUUUCAUCUUCAAUGCCCUUGCUGAUGGAAGGAGGUUUUCACUCAAAAUCUCACGAUACAUGGCCCCAUUCAUUCUUUCCUUUACACGGAUCAGUCCUCCUGGUCCCUUUGCAGAAAAACAGCCCCAAAGCAUGAUGUUUCCACCCCCAUGCUUCACAGUAGGUAUGGUGUUCUUUGGAUGCAACUCAGCAUUCUUUGUCCUCCAAACACGACGAGUUGAGUUUUUACCAAAAAGUUAUAUUUUGGUUUCAUCUGACCAUAUAACAUUCUCCCAAUCCUCUUCUGGAUCAUCCAAAUGCACUCUAGCAAACUUCAGACGGGCCUGAACAUGUACUGGCUUAAGCAUGGGGACACGUCUGGCACUGCAGGAUUUGAGUCCCUGGCGGCAUAGUGUGUUACUGAUGGUAGGCUUUGUUACUUUGGUCCCAGCUCUCUGCAGGUCAUUCACUAGGUCCCCCCGUGUGGUUCUGGGAUUUUUGCUCACCGUUCUUGUGAUCAUUUUGACCCCACGGGGUGAGAUCUUGCGUGGAGCCCCAGAUCGAGGGAGAUUAUCAGUGGUCUUGUAUGUCUUCCAUUUCCUAAUAAUUGCUCCCACAGUUGAUUUCUUCAAACCAAGCUGCUUACCUAUUGCAGAUUCAGUCUUCCCAGCCUGGUGCAGGUCUACAAUUUUGUUUCUGGUGUCCUUUGACAGCUCUUUGGUCUUGGCCAUAGUGGAGUUUGGAGUGUGACUGUUUGAGGUUGUGGACAGGUGUCUUUUAUACUGAUAACAAGUUCAAACAGGUGCCAUUAAUACAGGUAACGAGUGGAGGACAGAGGAGCCUCUUAAAGAAGAAGUUACAGGUCUGUGAGAGCCAGAAAUCUUGCUUGUUUGUAGGUGACCAAAUACUUAUUUUCCACCAUAAUUUGCAAAUAGAUUCAUAAAAAAUUCUACAAUGUGAUUUUCUGGAGAAAAAAAAUCUCAAUUUGUCUGUCAUAGUUGACGUGUACAUAUGAUGAAAAUUACAGGCCUCUCUCAUCUUUUUAAGUGGGAGAACUUGCACAAUUGGUGGCUGACUAAAUACUUUUUUCCCCCACUGUACAGUGCAUUCGGAAAGUAUUCAGACCCCUUGACUUUUUCCACAUUUUGUUACGUUACAGCCUCAUUCUAAAAUCGAUUACAUAAUUUUUUCCCUCAUCAAUCUACAAACAAUACCCCAUAAUGACAAAGCGAAAACUGGUUUUUAGAAAUGUUUGCAAAUGUAUUAAUAAAAACAGAUACCUUAUUUACAUAAGUAUUUAGACUCUUUGCUAUGAGACUCAAAAUUGAGCUCAGGUGCAUCCUGUUUCCACUGAUCAUCCUUGAGAUGUUUCUACAACUUGAUCCGAGUCCACCUGUGGUAAAUUCAAUUGAUUGGACAUGAUUUGGAAAGGCACACACCUGUCUAUAUAAGGUCCCACAGUUGACAGUGCAUGUCAGAGCAAAAACCAAGCCAUGAGGUUGAAGGAAUUGUCCGUAGAGCUCCUAGACAGGAUUGUGUCGAGGCGCAGAUCUGGGGAAGGGAACCAAAAAAUUUCUGCAGCAUUGAAGGUCCCCAAGAACACAGUGGCCUCCAUCAUUCUGAAAUAGAAGUUUGGAACCACCAAGACUCUUCCUAGAGCUGGCCUUAGACAGGGAGGUGACCAAGAACCUGAUGGUCACUCUGACAGAGCUCCAGAGUUCCUCUGUGGAGAUGGGAGAAUCUUCCAGAAGGACAACCAUCUCUGCAGCACUCCACCUUAAUGGUAGAGUGGCCAGACGGAAGCCACUCCUCAGUAAAAGGCACAUGAAAGCCCGCUUGGAGUUUCCUAAAAGGCAAGAUUGAACUAUUUGACCUGAAUGCCAAGCGUCAUGUCUGGAGGAAACCUGGCACCAUCCCUACGGUGAAGCAUGGUGGUGGCGCUCAGGACCUCAGACUGGUGCAAAGGUUCACCUUCCAACAGGACAACUACCUUAAGCACACAGCCGAGACAACGCAGGAGUGGCUUCGGGACAAGUCUCUGAAUUACCUUGAGUGGGCCAGCCAGAGCCCGGAUUGAACCCGAUCGAACAUCUCUGGAGAGAACUGAAAAGAGCUGUGCAGUGACACUCUCCAUCCAACCUGACAGAGCUAGAGAUUAUCUGCAGAGAAAAAUGGGAGAAACUCCCCAAAUACAGGUGUGCCAAGCUUGUAGCGUCAUACCCAAGAAGACUCGAGGCUGUAAUCGCUGCCAAAGGUGCUUCAACAAAGUACUGAGUAAAGGGUCUGAAAACGUAUUUAAAUGUGAUAUUUCAGUUUUUUAUUUUUAAUACAUUUGCAAAAAUGUCUAAAAACCAGUUUUUGCUUUUUCAUUAUGGGAUAUUGUGUGUAGAUUGAUGAGGGGGAAAAAACUAUUUAAUCCAUUUUAGAAUAAGGCUGUAACGUAACAAAGUGGAAAAAGUCAAGGGGUCUGAAUACUUUACGAAUGCACUGUAAUUACAAAACUUGCCUGAGGAUUAGAAAACUCUUUCUCGUAUGAUAAAAUCGGAUCUAAUUUGAUUGGUAUAAGUCGAAAGCUAGUUCCCCUAUGAGUUUUUUGUAACUUCUUCUUUCUUAAGUCCCUCGACGUCUUGUUCUGGAAACAGGGUGGACGAGAGGGGAGCUAUACCUACCACUUUUGGAAUGGCACACAGACGCCUCUCCUUUGACUCAAAGAGGUCGCGGCCCAUCUUCAGUCACCAGAGGGACAGGAUCAGCCACACCAAGAGCAGGGACGAGAUGGACCAGGUAAACUCUCUCUCUUUUUUUCCUCUUAUACACUAUAGACAAAUUAAUAAAUGACAUCAGUAAUAUGAUUCAAUCUUACGUGGAGUGUAACCCUUGCUGUUUCAGGCUUCAGAUAUGAUCGGCAAGGAUGAGGUCACAUCAGACGAGAGCUUGGCAGAGUCCAUUAGUUCCCAGCACUUUACAGGUGAGAGCAGCAUGAUGCUGAGUCAUGAUAAUGUCUGUCAUCCAUUUCCCUUGACUAACACUCCCCCGUUCCUUCCGCACUGUUUAGGUUCUGGGACAUCCAUGCGUACCCUCGACAGUGGCAUCGGCACAUUCCCCAUGCCAGACUAUGCCAGUAACGCAGCAGGGAAGAGCAUCACUAAGGGGAAGCCACAGGGAGAGCAAGUGUUUUCAGGCUCCCAGGGAAAACAUGGGGCAAAGAUGAAAGUUCAGCGUAAGGCCCGUACACUGGAGAGAGAGCUGUCAUCUCUGGAUGAAGUCAACCCAUCUGUCCUGUAUGGCUCAGGACUGGAGGGAAGAGGUCCCAACAUGCAUCUGUCCAGCACAAUCCACGAGGGUCAGCUUGGACUCUUGGACUUUGUAUUCCCAUAGGACUUGUUGUGUUCCCAUAUAGACCAUUUUAAUGCAGUCAUUUUACAUAAGUGGUUUAGAUAUGGUUGCGGAAGUCUGUUUUAUCAGUUCUGCAAAACCAACAUUUUGUGUGUCAUUAAUACUGUGGACUAACUAUUCACACAAGCUUAAAUCUUGCAACAAAACACCUGCGCUAAGCUCUUUUUUACAUCUUGAAUUGCAUUUGCUCUUAUGCAGACAUAGAUGCCUACGGGGCUCAUAUGCAAAAUCCCCCAACCAAGAACUGGACCUUUCCCAACCUGAAAGGCUCUGCAGGAGCCAGUGAUGUUUACCUGGACAUGCAGGGAGAGGGCAGCCAGAGGACCCCCUCCAGAAGGGUGAGUGAGUCAGAGAGCUGAGUUCAUCUCCAUCGUAACAAGAAAUUUAGAAGAAGACAUCCCUGUACUCUGUGCUGACAUGUGCCAACUUUCUAAUCUACAGUGAAAAGAUGAAAGCUCUGCUCUUUAUUAAUAUUUUAAGAGAUGAGGCUGAUAGACAGCUGGGGCCUUGAUCACUCUCGCCUGUCAGUUGUCAUCCCUUGUCAGCACUUUAAACCAUAGUCCCAUUAGCUGGCAUUAUUAUCCUCAAAUUUUGAGUGAGAGAGAGAUCAAUCUAAAUGCAGAUAACUAACUCCUCCUGCCACUUCUCAGGGAUGGGGGAGGUGGGGGGGUUGCUGUGGAAACGAGAUGGAGCGGGAGAAGGGCUUUUGACUAGUGAUGGGAAGGUCGGCUUACAGACUCAGAUCUUUUCGACUCGUUCAGUCAAAACAACUCGACUCGUUUCGUUAAUUCCAUUCAGUAAUGCUCAGAGCACGUAGGACCCCCUACCGGCGAAUGAUAAACUGAAAACUCGAAAGGGUCAUGAUUCGGCAAGCCUCUCGUUCACCAUAAGGGGCUUAUUGGAGCAGUUAUUUGUGACAGACUUGUAAAAUUGUGUUUUAAACAAUGUACAUUUGUGAUAGCUCUGCAUAAAAUAAGAUUAUUUCUUGAUUCCUUUGAAAUUAGGUCUAGUUGCGGCCGUAACCGGACUAGAUUGUGAAAGAUUUUUGGCUGAAUAUUUGACUGCCGAGAGGGUGAUAAGCACAGUAUCGUUUGCAACAGCAGCAGACCCACAAAUUAUUCAUUCUCGAGUUGCAUGUUUUAGUUCUACAAAGCUGUGUCCAUUAAAACAUUCCAUAAUCAAGUAAUUGUAUUCAUUCUUGCAUCAUGCGGUUGAUUAUCAAUUCUAAACAUGCAUUUUUCUUGUCUACGAUGCUUGUGCGCACAUAUGAUAGACAGUAGUUGGUCGGAGCAUUCUGGAGCCACUGAGCUGGAGGAGCAUAUAUCAGUCCUGCUUUAGGCAGGGACUUAGGCACUGGGGAGCUAGGCCCACCCAAUCAGAUUGAGCAACAAAAAAUAUAUAUAUAUACCAGUCAAAAGUUUGGACACACCUACUCAUUCCAGGGUUUUUCUUUAUUUAUACUAUUUUCUACAUUGUAGAAUAGUAGUGAAGACAUCAGAACUAUGAAAUAACACAUAUGGAAUCAUGUAGUAACCAAAAAAGUGUUAAACAAAUCAAAAUAUAUUUUAUAUUUGAGAUUCUUCAAAGUAGCCACCCUUUGCCGUGUUGACAGCUUUGCACACUCUUGGCAUUCUCUCAACCAGCUUCACCUGGAAUGCUUUUCCAACAGUCUUGAAGGAGUUCCAACAUAUGCUGAGCACUUGUUGGCUGCUUUUCCUUCACUCUGCGGUCCGACUCAUCCCAAACCAUCUCAAUUGGGUUGAGGUCGGGGGAUUGUGGAGGCCAGGUCAUCUGAUGCAGCACUCAAUCACUCUCCUUCUUGGUAAAAUAGCCCUUACACAGCCUAGAGGUGUGUUGGGUCAUUGUCCUGUUGAAAAACAAAUGAUAGUCCCACUAAGCCCAAACCAAAUGGUUAAGUGUGCCUUGAAUUCUAAACAAAUCACAGACAGUGUCACCAGCAAAGCACCCCCACACCAUAACACCUCCUCCAUGCUUUACGGUGGGAAAUACACAUGUGGAGAUCAUCCGUUCACCCACACCGCGUCUCACAAAGCCACGGCGGUUGGAACCAAAAAUCUCAAAUUUGGACUCCAGACCAAAGGACAUAUUUCCACCAGUCUAAUGUCCAUUGCUCGUGUUUCUUGGCCCAAGCAAUACUUCUUAUUGGUGUCCUUUAGUAGUGGUUUCUUUGCAGCAAUUCGACCAUGAAGGCCUGAUUCACAGUUGAUGUUGAGAUGUGUCUGUUACUUGAACUCAGUGAAGCAUUUAUUUGGGCUGCAAUUUCUGAGGCUGAUAACUCUAAUGAAUUUAUCCUCUGCAGCAGAGGUAACUCUGGGUCUUCCAUUCCUGUGGCGGUCCUCAUGAGAGCCAGUUUCAUCAUAGCGCUUGUUGGUUUUUGCGACUGCACUUGAAGAAACUUUAAAAGUUAUUGGCACUUGAAGAAACUUGAAGUUAUUGACAUUUUCCGGAUUGACUGACCUUCAUGUCUUAAAGUAAUGAUGGAAUGUUUCUCUUUGCUUAUUUGAGCUGUUCUUGCCAUAAUAUGGACUUGGUCUUUUACCAAAUAGGGCUAUCUUCUGUAUACCUUGUCACAACACAACUGAUAGGCUCAAACGCAUUAAGAAGGAAAGAAAUUCCACAAAUUAACUUUUAACAAGGCACACCUGUUAAUUGAAUUGCAUUCCAGGUGACUACCUCAUGAAGCUGGUUGCGAGAAUGCCAAGAGUGUGCAAAGCUGUCAUCAAGGCAAAGGGUGGCUAUUUGAAGAAUCUCAAAUAUAAAAUAUAUUUUGAUAUGUUUAACACUUAUUUGGUUACUACAUGAUUCCAUAUGUGUUAUUUCAUAGUUUUGAUGUCUUCAUUAUUAUUCUACAAUGUAAAAAUAAAGAAAAACCCUUGAAAGAGUAGGUGUGUCCAAACUUUUGACUGGUACUGUAUGUCAUUGUGCUUCUAUGGCUAUAUGCACCAUGCCACUGCCCAUUUCAUUUCUUCAUUUUCCAAACAAGACAACUCAUAAUCCAGUGCCUUUAUCACAAUCAACACACAUUGUAGCUUGAAUUAGCUUUAAAAUGAAAAAUUAUCUCAACCUCAUGGCAAAAUGUGUAGAAUAGCAUGAGAUGAGCUAUACAACUGAAAAAUGUCCUCUGAUCUAUGGCAAAAUGUGUAGAAUUGCAGGAAAGUCAUUUUAAAACUGCAAACAGGUUUCAAUCCCAUUUAUCGAAAUAGUUUAAAGCAAUACAUUUGCACAAAGAAAUAUGUGCAUUUUCUCAGCAGCAGUGUGUUUCAAACAAACUGUCUUUUUGCAAAUAAAGAGCUGUGCAUAAUGACGUACAGUUGAAGUCGGAGGUUUACAUACACUUAGGGUGGAGUCAUUAAAACUCGUUUUUCAACCACUCCACAAAUUUCUUGUUAACAAACUAUAGUUUUGGCAAGUCGGUUAGGACAUUUACUUUGUGCAUGACACAAGUAAUUUUUCCAACAAUUGUUUACAGACAGAUUAUUUCACUUAUAAUUCACUGUAUCACAAUUCCAGUGGGUCAGAAGUUUACAUAUACUAAAUUGACUGUGCCUUUAAACAGUUUGGAAAAUUCCAGAAAAUGAUGUCAUGGCUUUAGAAGCUUCUGAUAGGCUAAUUGAUAUCAUUUGAAUUGGAGGUGUACCUGUGGAUGUAUUUCAAGGCCUACCUUCAAACUCAGAAGAAAAUCAAAAGAAAUCAGCCAAGACCUCAGAAAAUAAAUUGUAGACAUCCACAAGUCUGGUUCAUCCUUGGGAGCUAUUUCCAAACGCCUGAAGGUACCACGUUCAUCUGUACAAACAAUAGUACGCAAGUAUAAACACCAUGAGACCACGCAGCAGUCAUACCGUUCAGGAAGGAGACGCGUUCUGUCUCCUAGAGAUGAACAUACUGUGGUGCGAAAAGUGCAAAUCAAUCCCAGAACAACAGCAAAGGACCUUGUGAAGAUGCUGGAGGAAACGGGUACAAAAGUAUCUAUAUCCACAGUAAAACAAGUCCUAUAUCGACAUAACCUGAAAGGCCGCUCAGCAAGGAAGUUGAGUUGAUGCCAAAGAGCUCCAUUUUGAUCUCAUCUGACCACAACACUUUCACCCAGUUCUCUUCUGAAUCAUUCAGAUGUUCAUUGGCAAACUUCAGACGGGCAUGUAUAUGUGCUUUCUUGAGCAGGGGGACCUUGCGGGCGCUGCAGGAUUUCAGUCCUUCACGGCGUAGUGCGUUACCAAUUGUUUUCUUGGUGACUAUGGUCCCAGCUGCCUUGAGAUCAUUGACAAGAUCCUCCCGUGUAGUUCUGGGCUGAUUCCUCACCGUUCUCAUGAUCAUUGUAACUCCACGAGGUGAGAUCUUGCAUGGAGCCCCAUGCAGUUCUUUUGUGUUUCUUCCAUUUGCGAAUAAUCACACCAACUGUUGUCACCUUCUCACCAAGCUGCUUGGCGAUGGUCUUGUAGCCCAUUCCAGCCUUGUGUAGGUCUACAAUCUUGUCCCUGACAUCCUUGGAGAGCUCUUUGGUCUUGGCCAUGGUGGAGAGUUUGGAAUCUGAUUGAUUGAUUGCUUCUGUGGACAGGUGUCUUUUAUACAGGUAACAAGCUGAGAUUAGGAGCACUCCCUUUAAGAGUGUGCUCCUAAUCUCAGCUCGUUACCUGUAUAAAAGACACCUGGGAGCCAGAAAUCUUUCUGAUUGAGAGGGGGUCAAAUACUUAUUUCCCUCAUUAAAAUGCAAAUCAAUUUAUAACAUUUUUGACAUGCGUUUUUCUGGAUUUUUGUUGUUGUUGUUCUGUCUCUCACUGUUCAAAUAAACCUACCAUUAAAAUGAUAGACUGAUCAUUUCUUUGUCAGUGGGCAAAUGUACAAAAUCAGCAGGGGAUCAAAUACUUUUUUCCCUCACUGUACAUGUUGAGAUUAUGAAUAAAAGCUAGAUAAUUUUUAUUGGUCAAUUGGCAGCGAUCAUCAUGUCACCACCAUACAAGUUAAGACCCUCGAUAUUUAUUUAUUGGAAAUGAGCAUCUAUCUUAUGACAGUGCACAUUCACCACCCUGUGAAGUUCAUCAUAACUUAUUUCAUCGGUAGCCUAAUAAACUGUGCGUGCUUUUCCAAGUCGUAGUGGCAGGACCAGACAACUUAGCAUUACGUGACUGCAAAUUUACCGCAAUAUGAUGGUUAUUCUAUCAACAAUUGCAAUAUCAACAAUAUUCAAUAAAAUACAAAUGUUUUCACUGCCAUUUGUAGCAUGAUCUAUUUCACCAACAAAAAAAGUAUCCACUCCUGUCAAAUAUAUAUUUUCUGUUGGCAUUUAGGAAAUGUACCCACAUUAGGCCUGUCAUGAGUUUUUUUUUUAUCCGACAGGUAGUUUAAUCCCAUCAAAAUGGUCGGAUGGAAACAUGGUUACUGACAAAAGCAUUUCUUCAAGUGGCAGAUAUAAAUGCAUGUUUUGCCUUAGAACCUGGUCAAUUUCACGUCAUCCUAAAAUAACUAACUAUAGCAUCCUUCUGUCCCUUGUCUAUCCCUACCAUCCAUAUCCUCUCCUUUUUUCCCAUCCGCCCUCCCCCUUCUUCGUGUGCCCACCUUUCCUCUCCCACAAGAGUUUGAAACAGUGUGUCCCCCAGGGCCCCCUGGCUGCUGACCCAGGCAGCCUCCCCCUGCCACCCCAGACAGGGCUCAGCCCACGUGGUAAGGGGCGGACGCCCAGCGCCCCAGAGGUGGGGAAGGACAGAGGGCUGGAGCUGGUGAAGGAGAGACCAGAGGACAUCCUGUCCCCGAGAGAGACGCCUGAAUCCCUCAGUGACUCCCUCUACGACAGCCUUUCCUCCUGUGGCAGCCAGGGCUGA